Molecule: messenger RNA, 2830 nt
Organism: Callorhinchus milii (elephant shark)
Lineage: Eukaryota; Metazoa; Chordata; Chondrichthyes; Chimaeriformes; Callorhinchidae
Gene: tgs1
Product: trimethylguanosine synthase 1
Exons: 13
Coding region: 89-2767 (892 amino acids)
Biological process (GO): 7-methylguanosine RNA capping; 7-methylguanosine cap hypermethylation
Cellular component (GO): nucleus
Molecular function (GO): RNA cap trimethylguanosine synthase activity
Source: RefSeq, a predicted model, not a curated record
GCGCGUGCGCCCUCUCACCCCACCCCAGCGAACAGGCGCCUGGACCGUCGCACAGUCAGUCAUCGGAGAGAGAGGCCGCGCGCGUAACAUGUUGUGGCAGAGCGUGGCCGAGAUCUUCCUCUUCGUGAAAGGACUCGGCGAAGCAGAUAAGAUACAGUGUCUGUGCACCAGAGCUUUUGUAGAUGACCGGGAUUUUUACCGUCAAGGAUUGAAAGGAAUAACCUAUGAUGAAGACGACGAUGAAGGAGAUGUACAAAAGGAAGAAGGAAAGAGUGACGAAGACUCAAAUUCCAAUGCUGAAUCCACUCUUAAUGCUAUGGAGAUGCAGGAAGAAAGUGAAAUGGAUUCUGAGGCUGAGCUAAUGGCAAGUAUGGGAUUGCCCCUCCAAUUUGGAAGGUCAACCCAUCGGAAGCCAGUGAUAACCAGCUCUUCAAAGAAAAAAAUGAAAAAGAAAACAACAACUUACUGGUGUUCAGAAGAGGUUCUCGGCGUGUGUAAGGAAAGUCCAGGGGAAACACUUAAUGUUCUCCCAGAUGUCCCUGACGUGAGGUUGGCUCAAGAAGAAACUGGCAUUGAUGCAGAGUGCAGACUCGUUAAUAUUGAAGAAGGCAAACUAAAAAAUAAUGAGUCUUGUAGCCGUUCCUCUGAAGGAGAACCAAUAUUGCAGGUACAACAAACAGCAGAUUGGGAAAAAUAUUGGAAUCAAUAUGGUGAGGGGCUUGUGUGGCAAAGCUGGUUGGACCAAUAUCCUGAUGGGAUAGAAGGUACAUCUGUGCCUUGGGAUUGUCCCAACACUAAAGAUCAAUGGCAACAGCAUUAUAGUGAACAGUACUGGAUCUAUCAUGAGCAGUUUCAAUACUGGGUUUCUCAAGGCUGGUCUGUAGACUGCAACAAUGCUACAUGCAGUGACCUAGGCAUGGAUGUGUCUUGUGCAAAUGCACAUGAAUCAGAAGAGCUCCUCGGUGAACCUGAAAACUCUGCUGAUGGAAACUUCACCGAACCAACGAUGGAUCUGGGCUUUCCAUCAAAUGCAGAAAGUGCAGUUGAAAACAGCGAAGAAAAUAUUGGUGGGGAAAUUGUCAGUCUGAUCAGUAACAUAAGACUCAAUUCAGGAAAUGUCGACAAUCCUUCAAUGGGUACACAGUGCAGUGCCUACCAGAGUCCUGCAGAUAUUGCAAGUUCUGGUGUAUGUGUUUCUGAUCAGACCGAGCCCUGUGACGGAGGUACCAGUAAAAGAUGUGCGUCUGGUGGAGGAACUUCCACAGUCCAGUCAGCCCCACAUCAAGUUCCAAGUGAAGCUUCAAGGAAUAAUGGUGCACCAAGAAUCAGUCAGAGCCAUAAAGAUGAGGAAGGUGGUGAUCCACCAGAAUCUAGAGCAGUGAAGUUCAAGCGAAGUCAUGAAUUAGAUGCUGAGGAGAAUCCAACAGUGUCAGUGGAAGAUGCCUGUUCAUUAUUGGGAUUCAAACACCAUGCAGGUGAAAGGUGCAAAUCUUCGAAUUUUAGUCAUGGACAUGCACGGUAUUAUAAGAAGGACAGACAACUGAAGUUCAAACAACUUGACAUGCAUCGACCAGCAAAUGCCAAAAAUAAGCAUAUAUUUUUUACUGAAGAAGGAGAAGUUUUGGGCUCCAAGAAGAAUAAAACUAUAAUAAAGGUACAAAACUUCCUAAAACGAGUAGUUUUACCUUCAAAGGACUCUGUUAAUGCAGAGACAAACCCCUAUACGACUCACACCUCUGACUCCAACCUGCACAAUUGUUGUGAUACAGACAAUUCCAAUGCAGGGGGAAAAUGUCACCGUGACACCCAAGAGAGAGGAACAUUUAUUGGGGAAGAAAUCCUUGGAACUCCAGUGUCUGUGCAUGUUCCCUCCAACUCCAAUAUCUUCACCGAAGAAAAAAAGGAAGAGUUUCCCAAACCAUGUGAGAUGGCGCCUUCCCCUGCUCAGGAGCACUCCACUGACAAUCACGACCAGUCUGAUGGCAGACAACUGCUUCCUAUUGACAUUCCAGACUUUCUUCUUCCCGACACUGAUCAAACGGAGCAAGUCCAUGAAUUGGAAAGAACAAAGCGGGUUAAAAAGAACAAAUGGAGGAAAAAGAAGAAAGUUUAUCAGAUACCAUCAGACAUAGCAGCGGUCCCAGAAUUGGUCAAGUACUGGGCUCAGCGUUACAGGCUGUUCUCUCGCUUUGAUGAGGGAAUCAAACUUGACCAGGAGGGCUGGUUUUCUGUCACUCCAGAGAAGAUUGCUGAGCACAUCGCCAAGCGUGUCAUGCAGCACUUUCAUGGAGUUAUCAUUGUGGAUGCAUUCUGUGGAGUGGGAGGGAACUCCAUUCAAUUUGCGUUAACUGGAAAUAGAGUGAUUGCUAUUGAUAUUGAUCCUGUAAAGAUUGACCUCGCCCAGAACAACGCUCGAGUCUAUGGUGUGGAGGAGCAGAUUGAGUUUAUCUUGGGUGACUUCAUGCUGCUGGCCUCUGAUCUAAAAGCUGACGUUGUGUUUCUCAGCCCUCCGUGGGGCGGGCCGGACUAUGUCAACGCCGACAUCUUCGAUCUGAAAACCAUGAUGUCCCCCGAUGGAUGCGAAAUUUUCAGGCUCUCCCAGAAGAUUUCACCAAACAUAGUUUAUUUCCUGCCCCGGAAUGCUGACAUCGAGCAGGUGGCAUCCUUAACCGGACCAGGAGGACGGGUGGAAAUUGAGCAAAACUUUCUCAACAACAAGCUGAAGACAAUCACUGCUUAUUUUGGUGACUUGAUCCGGAAUGAAUAAAGCGAAUGUUGUAGAUUAGCCAUUGUGUGAUGAACCAACAUAAUAAAACCUUUUUACUUUUGA